This is a messenger RNA of Mugil cephalus (flathead mullet), 3773 nucleotides long. Its product is annotated as zinc finger protein 208. Bases 423 to 3425 code for a protein of 1000 amino acids. NCBI's taxonomy places the organism in Eukaryota, Metazoa, Chordata, Actinopteri, Mugiliformes, Mugilidae. The record is from RefSeq and is a predicted model, not a curated record. The transcript is spliced from 3 exons.
GGCGGGCGGGCGGGAUGUGCUUGAGGGUCCUCGUCAACUGCGCAUGCGCCGUGUGACCCGUUGCGCGCCUGGUGCAGCUGCAGCUCCCUCUCAGCUCACUGCUCCACUUCCUGGCACAACAUCACAAUUAUUUAUUCGCCACAGAGCCCGGCGGACCUGCGCUUCCCCGGAGAGUUUUUGUCUGCCUCUGCACGGACAGAGCACGGACGGAGCACGGACGGAUCUCCGCCGGGCCGGCCUCAGCCGCCGUGGGUCCCCGUAGGAAGGAAAGCGUCGGCGCUCCUGUGUGCUGUAGAGUGCCAGAAAAUCUGCCAGAAGGCUCGCCAGACCUACAAUGGCUUACCAACCUGAGCAGGAUUCUUUACGUUAAUGCUGCAUGAAAUUCAUCCUGCCUGACAAGAAGUGUAUGUUUGGCUGCCCUGAUGCUCGGAUUACAAGGAACUGCGUCAUCUACCAAAGUGUACCGCUGUGUGGCAUGUUCAGCCACCUUCAAUGGACUGGCCUCCCUGCUGGUCCACCAGGCAACCCAUGCAAGUGCUUUCUCCAAGGCCUCCGCCUCCCCUCCGUUACAGACUAACAACGGCUCGAAUGAAAAGCUGUUUGUAAGUACGGACUCCUCCAGCGCGCGCCCGAACCCACCGCUCCUGCCUGAGAGCCCUUCACCGUCCUUCUACAUUUGUGAUUGUGGAGAGGAAUUUCAGGACUUUGGUCAGAUGUUGGAGCAUAAACGUUCACAUACCUCUCAAAUGCAGUUACUGCAGCCUUUGAAUAAUAAUCUCCCCGUGAGAUCUAGCUGUGAUAAGGAUUUUCCCACCCAACAUGCGUCGUGCACUCCUGAAACCCAGUCAGGUUUAGUUCUCAGCUGCCCUUCUACCUCCAAGUCCCCUGCUGCUGAAUUGCCCAUAUUAACAGCUCACAAAGCAGAUGUAGGCCUGGAGGAUGGGGUUGCCAUGGUAACCAGCCCUCAAGGCCAGUGUACACCCCCUCGAGAUGACGGUGAGAAGCAACUUCAGCACAUGUCGACCGCAGCAGAGCAAAUACAAGAGACUGUAGAGAACAUGCAUUUCCAGGAAAAAAACUAUUCUGUUAAUAGCAGCGAAGAGAGAGGGAAUUUGCCCCAGAAGAACACCCUGAUGAAGCUGCUGGCAUCAGCUUACAUGAAACGUUUUCCGCUUCCUCAGUCUCAGAAUCGCAACGAAAACACGGUCGUCCCCAAGCAGGAAGUUGUGCCUGUUGAUAUAACCGCAGGAGCAAAAUCGAAGGUGUCACCGGUCAACGAUCACUCUAUUGUGCAGCUGAGGCGACUGCUCACGAAACCUGGCAUAAAAACAAAAGCUCCGUCCAUUAGCAGAAUACUGGAGUCCAGUAAGAAAAAGGUUGUCUCUCUAACUAAGACUCUAUCGCCCGUUGUGGUCCUCGAGACGCGCCAAAAGCUCCUGGAUCCUAGUGGUAAGGGUGCAUACGGGAAAUAUCAAUGUGGCCGCUGCCGUAGGGUCUUUCAGAACUUGAACAGAUUGACUGAGCAUCAUUUUUUGCACAAAAAAGAGAGGAUUAAAUGUUGCCGUCGCUGCAAACAGCUGAUUAUUGGGUGGAUGCCCUUGCCUGAUAAUCAUGUAUGUUCGGCAUUAGGAAACAAGUCUAUACAGCCAUCAAACCCUUUAAAAAGCAAGUUUCCUUUUGCCCCCAAAAUAAUGCCAUUUCAUAGUCUCAACAGUAAAAGAAAAGUUUUCUUUUGUCCAUUGUGCAAGCACAGCUAUGCACGCAGGUGGAACCUCAAAAACCACAAGUGUCAUGGUCCAGUGUCAGUCCUCUCUCGGCAGACUACUCCCUUAGUUCAGAAAAUGCUAUUACACAGGUCGAACAGUAAUGCCAGAACUGAUAUAGACGGCGUUCAUGCUGCAGCUCAGAAGAGUAUUGCUGUGGGCACUGAUCACAUCAAGGUAGAGGUGACCUCUCCAAGCUCGGAUGCCUCUGCAGUUUCACAUUUGGCCUGGGCUCAACCUGCAAAACACUUCUCCCCAUUCAGCCCCAAAUCUUCCUUGAUGGAAAACCCCAAGGAUCCUUCUCUGUGUGGGAUUUCACUCCAGCAGGGAGAAGAAAACAGCUGGGGCGCAGAAUCACCCAGCCAUGAAGACGCUAAUGAAGGGCAGUGGACAAUGCCCUUGGAUGAUGAAAUGGAGGCGAUUCAUUCCACAGAGGAAGCUGGCGAGGACGAAGAAAUGAAGACAUCGAUGUCAGUCGAACAUGUAGAACUGGCACCCCAAGGCCUCCGCUAUUUUGUCAGAGACGGCGUUCGACGUUACCCUUGUAAUAGGUGUCAGAAAACCUAUAGUCGAGCAUCUACUUUGAGACGCCAUCUGAGACUUUGUGGGUUUAGGCCACGUGCACUGGGCAUUGUGACACAGAGUGUCAGUCAGAGCGCCACUACGCUCAAUGCAAACUGUAUGGAAAAACUGUUUGCCUGUUAUGUAUGCGGGAAAACCUUUAACCGCAAAGAUAACAUGAUGGCUCACAGAAAGAAAUGUCAGUUUCGACGAACGGUGUCAGAUGUUGAAAGAGUGACCGCGCAGCCGAGCAUGCCAGGCACUGCAACUACGGACUGUCAAACAAAGGAAGACGACGGAGGCAAUUGGGGCAUCAUGUCACUACCCUCUGUGCUGCCAAGAAGAGUGACAUGUGAGUGUGGGGUUGGAUUUACGUCCCCGAGGUUACUCCUGGAGCAUCUGCAGAAGCAUGCGCAAGAAUCGUACACAUGUCCGACUUGCGGGGAGACUGUUAAUUCUUGGGCGGACUACGAGGUUCAUCUGCAGAUCCAUAUGCAUCCUCAUCACCAGCUGCUGAAGGGACUACAGCCACAGCGAUCCCAGCCUCUACUACUGCGAUUUCAACAGCAGCAGGCGCCACCACCACCACCACCACCACCAUCAAAAUCCCCAUCACCAUCAGGGCAUCAGUCUCCACAGAAACAACCAAACCCAGAGCCACUAAUAAGUCUAACAAAAAAGCAGCAGCGCAUUGUAUGCACACGUUGCGGGAACACUUUUGCGACCCGCUGUUCCCUUCGAAGGCACAUAUCCUGGAAUCGAUGCAAAGGUGGACGGGUAACAAAUCUGAUCACAAAUCCACCCAAAACGUACCACUGCUCCCACUGUAACUCUGACUUCCCCAACGCUAUUAGUCUGAUAUUUCACCAGAGGAGUGGAGCUUGCAAGCCUGCCAUCAAGCCCGUUCGUUGUCCUGUUUGUCUUCGCUGGUUUGGUACCGUGGACAGUUUGCAGAAACACCUGCUUACGCACAAACAGUCUGAAUCAUUUUCCUGCGAUGUCUGUCAGGGCACAUACCCAAACCUUAAAUCGCUCAAAAACCACCGCAGGAGGAUUCAUCGAAUCAUGGCUGGAGACACACAGCCAAAAACACAAGAAUAGCUCAUUUCCCAGCAGAAGUACAAAAGUGGUGCAAAUACGAAAAUAACUAAUUUUAUUACACUUUUUUUUUCAUAUCUGACAUCUUUUAGUGUAACUUUGCUGAAGUUACUUUGACAUUGUACAGCUACAUGAAAUAUUUAAGCAACUUUUACGUUUCAUGUUAACUUGGCACUGUAAAAAGAAAACAGCAGCUUUUAUUAUACUGUAGGUUUUAGUUACAGUAAUCUUCAUAUUAUCUUCAUUAGGCUCUACAGGAUUAUUAGUAUUUGGUAGUUGCACUUUUAUCACGGAAUUGGUGGUGUAGCUUGUUGUUAUUGGUGUUAAUAAAAAUACCAGUGUGUGAAACAA